AUGACAGAUCGCAUCCCACCAUACGACAUCCCCGAGCCAACUCCCAUGGCCAAGCAAGACGUCAGGGACAAGUAUGCUCGCUUCGAAUCGCUGCGAGCUCAGCUUGCCACCAUCUUUCGUGGUCAGAUCGCCAUCCGUGGUGAACCUCUCUUUGCUAAGAGCAUCACAAUCUUUAACGAUGCUGCUCCAUUGGGUGGCUGGAUGGUCACCAUGCCUGUCGAUGUUCAAGACGUUUCCGCUCUGGUCAAGUUCUGCGCUACUCACCGUCUCUCGCCAUCCAUCAAAUCCGGAGGUUUUGCCACUGCUGGUUGGGCCAUUCAGGGUGAGGUGGUCAUCGACACUAGUCUCAUGCAUGACAUCAAGCUUGUCGUGCCCAACUCGAUACCAUCCCGAGUUGGCGCUGGCGCUGUACCAGAUUCAUCACCGUUGACCGUUCCCUCUACAGGGCUCGCUACUUCUUACCAGCCAAGUAACCUUUGCCUUAACCGCUCUGACGCUGCUUCCAGAUCGUCGAGCGCCUCGUCUUCUCAGCAGCAGCCCCCAUUAGCAGCAUCUGCUAGCUCGCCAACCUCGGCCUUCGCUGUCCCACCACCAUCAGCAGCAAUCGAUCCCAUCACCGCUCAAGCCGACUCCAACUCGAUCACCCUUCAGAGCGACUCUGUCCUCCGUGCAGCAGACCAACUCACUAUUCAGCAGAACCAUAAUUCAUCCGCGACCCCUCUCCAGGAUCCGGCCACCAUGUCCAAAAACUUCAAGGAUGACUCCUCCGAAGAUGUCGACCCGCAGGAUGCUCCUAAGAAUGCAUUGAAGCGUAAGCCACGCGAGUCGGACGAUGCCUACCUCGCUACGCUCUCGGAUGUCGACAAUGCCAACUUCAGCGCCUCCCAGUAUACAUCUACCCCAAAGCGCAGGACGGAAGAUAGCAAUCUGUUGUAUCCCACAUUGCAGGAUGCAACCAACGAUGCCAAGUCGCGGUCACAAUCAAUGCAGCAGGAUCAAAGUCAUGAGUGUGGCGCAGAUGCAGACAGCGAGAGCUCCUAUGCCAGUUCAACGCAUCAGCACCAGGACCAAGAACGUGACAAUGAUAACGAGCAGGAACGCGAGCAGCCAAGUAACGCUGCUGCCUCUAGUCUUACCAACAGCGACGUACGGCGUGUGGCCGCUUCCAGAAGUGACUUCCUUGACGCUUCCGAGCCGCCUGAUACUGCGCCGCUCUACCCGACUGCCAGAUCUUCCUCUUCGCUUCCAUCCGUUGCACCCCUUCCCGCAAAGAUCUGGGUCGACAGACAGCCUGAUCUGUCGGGCAAUGCAUCCGACUCACCUGGUGGUGGUAGCAACUCUGGCUCCAACAGUGGUGGCAGCUCUUCGCACCUCGCAUCUAGUUUCACUUCGGCUUCGAAGCAGUCGUCCGCCAAAUCUUCGAAUGCAGGUUGCGACCGCGACCAUGCCGACAUCAAAACAGACGCAGAUGCCAUCGGUAGCGUCAUUACUGAUAAUGUCGGCGACGAGUCACUGCCUUUCAAGCGUCGCUCCUUGAUCUCAAUGCCGAAGCCUGAGGGUGGGCGCAGAUCUACAUCGCAGCGUCGCUCUGCCUCUCGUUCGAAUUCAGCAUCUGGGUCUGGUUCAGCUUCAGAUUCAGGAUGCUAUCGACGCCGUGUCUCCAACAGCCAAACACUAGAUGAUUGGGACAUGAGUGCCAGUGCAGAGCAUUCACCAUGGCACAGAAACCACAGACCGCCCGCCGACACUUCAAGCGAGAAGCUCAAGCUUCCUCAAGGUGGAUUCGUGUGGCGAAGCGACGGUGCAGAAGCCGGUAUCUCGAGUAUUUCAACUGCACCUGGUUCGCUGCCAUGGGACGCAAAAGCAUUUGCAGCUGAUCCUGAAGCUGCCCUGUGUCAAUCCAAUUCGCGCAGUUGCCGCUCUUCUUCGGGCGAAGAUUCGUCCAACGAGAUGGAUUCAGGUCGACCCAGCGGCGCGACGGGCUACUUUGGCGCCUCGACGCUCAGCGACUUGCAAGAUGCAUGGCCAUCCAGCACUUGGGCUGUGAAUCAAGAUGCCAGCAACGAUUCCAGCUGCAACUUGCCGCGCUUCAUCCCGUCGCCAUUGCCAAAGUACGGCUCGCCAUCGCCGACUCCACAGCUUCCUGACGCCUCGACCCCGUUCAACUUUGAUUCGCGUUUGGAAGGGUCUCACCAGCAAGCAACGGCCAUCCUGUCUCCCGGCGUGUACAAAGACAAGUAUGCACUGGCAUCAUUUGGCCCGGGCGUAGGCAUUCGAGGUCUUGAUGCCUUCACAGACCGCGCAGGACGGCAAGGUAACUUGCUCGCUGCAAUGGAUGAGAAGAACAAAGGCAAGAGUGGGCAGGUGGAGCAAGAUGAUCCUAUGCCACCACUCGUUGUCAAUGGUGUGCCAUACCACGUGCCUGUUUCGGCGUAUCCUGUCGGUUCGACAGCCAUGACGACUGGUGGGUUCGGAUACCUGACGCGAGCUUACGGUCUCUCGCUCGACAACAUUGUCCAAGUCGAGAUGGUUUUGGCGGAUGGCAGGAUCAUGACGCUCAAUGACGAGUCCAGGCACAAGUCGCAGGAAGAGCAGGACUUGUGGUGGGCUGUACGAGGUGCAGCGCCUUGUUUUGGCAUUGUCACUCGACUCACCGCUAAGGCAUACCCUGUGCCAUCCGUCUACUCGGGCAACCUCAUCUACCCCCUCAAUCCAGCAACGGCGAGCUCGCUCAUUCGACAUUGGCGAGACUGUCUCAAGGCUGGACUUCCACGGAACUUGUACACGAACCUCAUCCUCACUGCUGGACCGAGCAAGACAUCGCAUGUCAUCGUCAUUCAGGUCUGUUACCUCGGCCCAAAAUUGGAUGGUGAAGCACUUGUCCAAGCCAUCAGCAGUUGGACUGGAGAGAGGCUCUUGUUGAAGGAUGUGGAAGAACGCAGCUUCCUCUCGCAGCAAGAUGGUGUUGCAAAGGUUCUCAAAGGUGGCACUGGUCGACGAUGGAUGGUGCGUGGAGACCUCAUUUCGACACUGACUGAUGAUGUGAUUGCCAAGAGUGUUCGCAACUUCCAAAGCCUCGGUAGCCGAGCAGUGUGGCUCUUCGAACUCAUGGGUGGAGCAGUGCAAGACAGUCCUGCAGACGAGACUUGCAUCUGCCCCGAAGCACGAGCAGCCAAGUUCACCGUCGGAUCCUUGCAGCAAUGGAGUGGCAAAGCAGAGGAUCGAACUUGUAUUGAAAGCGUCGAGCGCUGGCUGAACGAGGUGGUGAACAAGGUCAGUGUCGGUGGGCCGUAUCCUUGCUUCUUGGGCAGAUCCGAGAGGAUGGAUCGCGUCAUCGGUGCAUACGGGCUUGACAACUUCACGAGGCUGUUGGAAAUCAAGAAGCGUGUCGACCCAAACAACAUGUUCAGACAUACCUUCGCACAUGGCUUCGUCGUAGAUGACCCCGACAAGCUGCUGCAAGAGCUCGAUGAGAGGCAGAGACACCGAACAAGGGUGCAAGAAGCUCAAGCUCAUCAAGCCGCACAGGCUAACGGCCAGACCAUGUCCUCGCAGGAGUGA
Molecule: messenger RNA, 3561 nt
Organism: Ustilago hordei
Lineage: Eukaryota; Fungi; Basidiomycota; Ustilaginomycetes; Ustilaginales; Ustilaginaceae
Exons: 1
Coding region: 1-3561 (1186 amino acids)
Molecular function (GO): oxidoreductase activity; FAD binding
Source: RefSeq, a predicted model, not a curated record